UUUACUAUUUUAUAUAUUUACUAUUGAUUAUUUGUAUAUGUUUUCAAGUAUUUAAACCAACUUAAAAGUAUCAUAUAUAUUCUAGAUGUUUUAUAUAUAUAUAAAAUCUAAAAAUAAUUAAUAUAUAUAUAAGUAUAUAAAUCUAUUUCGUAUACAUUCGGAUACCCGAAAUACUUCGGUUCGGAUCGGAUUCGGUUUUGGUUCUCUAAAAACCAAAAUUUUGAAUAAGUCAGAUAUUUACUCAAUUUCGGUUUGGGUUUGGUACUACUUUUUCGGAUCGAGAUCGGUUCGGUUCUUCAGAUUCGGAUAUUUUGCAUAGCCCUUAUAUUAUUGACAUGAAAAACAAAUAGAAACAUAAUUUUGAAAAAUAUACCCGCGCGGACGCGCGGGUCAAAGUCUAGUUUUACAUUAUAACAUAAAGAUUUUAAAAGAACUUUUAAUAUCUUUUUGGGUUGAGAAAAAAACUCAUUCACUAUUAAAGCCUUGUGUAUCUUCUCUCUCAGUCUAUUCAAAUGUCGAUACUAAACUGAGCAAUGAAGAUCAAACGGAUAAUUACCUCCUUUCCCGUUAUCCUAAUUCUUGUGUUCAUUUGUUUCAGAUCCUAUCACCUUUAAAUUCUCUUCCAGUGUUUGAACUAGAUCUUUGGGAUCACUAAGCGUAAGAUCGCAUUUCACAUAUGUAUUUUUAUAUUGCUCAUGAACGAUAAUAGAUUAGAGCUAUGUAUAUGCAAAGUUAAAAAAUUAAUGUUUUAAAAUGGUAAAAAUUAAAGAAAAAGAAAUAGAAUUUUAAACCUAAUUAACAUAAAAUUAGAUUAUGAAAGCGGAGGUGUUUUACAUUUUUGUUGGAAAGAUCACCAAAAAACCAUCUAUCAAUAAAAAUGGAUGAUAAAUAAUUCUUCUCUAUUAAAAUUUUAAUAAUUAAAAUUUAGCACAUAUUUUAAAAUAUUAAAAUUUUUAACUACUCUAUAUUUUUUGUUGUUUAUUACAUUAUAAUCUAAUCAUAUGGUAAUCGAUUAAAUUUAACUACCUCCAAUUAUGGUAAAAAAUCUUCGAGCGACAACUCCAGGACAAAUCUCUCUCCGCAACAUACGGAUCAACGACAAUAAGUUCAUACACACACAUUUAUGACGGAAAGACUCUCCGGAACACUAAGGACCACGACAAAUGGUUUUACUUGCGGUACUAUAUAUGGAACCUUUUAUAAGUUUUAAAUAUGUAAUUCUGCAAAAAAAAUGUUAUUAUUUAUAAACACAUAUUAUUUAUCAUCUCAUCCGAAAAAUAAACCCUCAACAAAUACAUCUCUGAUUGAUCUGAAUGAAAACCCUGGAAUUUUUUCUUUGACUGGAUUCGAACCUCAAACCUAGUAUAGAAGUCUUUAAACUUGGUCAUUAGGCCAAUGAAAUUUAUAAUCCCUACUUAAAGUAGUUUUUCUUCUUUAGUUAUUUAUUCCUGCAUAAACUAAAGACUAUCUUUUAACCAACAUUUCCUUUUGAAAGUAUAUUUUGUAAUGAAUUGGCAUAUCCUUGUUGAUUAUAAAUUUUGAACUUUUACUUUUAAUAAAAUUAAACCUAUUAGUUAUAUGUAUUAAUAUAUAUAUAUAUAUAUAUAUAUAUUUUUAAUUCUUAUUGACGAUGUAUUUAAUUUUUCAAAGUCUCUUAUUAAAUUGAUUCAGUGAUUAUGCUAAGUAUAACUUAUUAAUUUAUUAUUUUAAAUUUUUACUUCAGUUUAAUCAAAAUAUAAUGAUAUUGAUUAUUAAUAUGUUUAAUUUAUAUUUUUAGUAAAAAAAUUAUUUUAAGUAUAUAAAUUUUAACUAUAUACUUUGUAUUUAUUUUUGUAGAAUAUUACUAUUAAUUCUGUUAUAUUCUAUAAACAAACCCUUUUUCUUAUGUUUGUUUAUAUAUUGGUUAUGUUUUUCGCUUGUUGUUUUUGUAUAUUCUUGCCAACGUUUUGUUCUCAAAAAGUUAAAUUAUAAAAAUAUAAAAUUUUAAUUAUCACCGAACAUACUGUAAAGCGUUAUUCAUUGUUCUAGAAGAUGUAUAAUAUAAUUACACUGAAUACUUAAAAAAAAAACAAAAUUAUACUGAAUUUAUAGAAUUAUUGUGUAUACAUGGAUCCACAUAUUAUAUACAUAUAAUUUAGAUAGUACGUACCUCAGUGUUUACUCAUAAUCGUAUUUAGAAAAUGUUCAAAGAUCUUCACAAAUUGUUAACUCUAAUAUUUUCGCAAGAAAGUAAGUUCUAAACAACCACUGCGAAUAUUUCUUGGCUUCUUCUAACUUUAAUUUAUAACAGUUUUGUCAUUCUCUGAAACGAGUCCGUAACCCCCCACCCCUCCCCAUUAAAAUUAUGGUCUCGACUUUUUUGAUCUUCUUGAAGGGUACAAUUAGAUAACUCAUCUGCGAUGUCAAAGAUGACAAGCCAAUCAUUUCUUAAUGGUCACUUAAUUUUGUACCAUAACCCUGAGUUACAGUUCAUUGAACCUUGUCUUUUUGGGAUUUAUAAAAGUUGCUUUAAUUUUUUGUUUUCUUCUUCAAUGCAUGGUAUAGCUUGAUUUUUUAUUCACUCUGACUUGAAAACAAAUCAAAACCAAAGGAGAAAAAACAGAGAAGUUGAUAGAGAUUUAUAAUAGCUCGUUAAUUAAAAGUUUUUGAGAUGAGUUCCCAAGAGCAGAAGAAGAAAGAAAAAGGAAAGGAAAUUGUCACUUCCGAAGAAAACCCUACCACUUCCGAAGUCUCCAUGUAUUUCAGUGAGCAGGGAAUAGCAGCUCUCCUAGAAGCUAAUAAGAAAGAUAAUGCUGAGAAAGUUGGUACACAACAAAAGAAGAGUUCAUCUUCAAAAAUCAAGCCUUGCAUUUUCUAUACUUCAGAUGAAAAGGCGAGACUGCGGUGGUCAAGCGACCUUCAUGCUUGCUUUGUCAAAGCUGUUGAGAAACUUGGUGGACCGGAUAAGGCAACACCAAAAGCUGUCAAAGAUACAAUGGAAGUUGAAGGAAUUGCACUUCACCAUGUUAAGAGUCAUCUUCAGGUCAUAUUAUCCUAUCUUCUUCAUAUGAAUCAUUUUUGUAAUCUAUUUAACACUCGAAUCUUGGUAUCUUUCCAGAAGUUUAGACUUGGAAGAUGUAACAUACGGGAUGAAACAGAUCAAUAUCAUAAACGUUACAGAACUGGUCGACGCUUUUUUAAAGCACAUGCUGCAUCAAAUUCACCUCGCCCACAAGUAAACAUAAGACCUAAAGUUAUGGGAGAUGUGAAGCCAAAGAAGGCAAAAGAAGACCAUGGAUCACUUUACAUGCGUAUAGAGCACGAUCUAAAUUUACAAAGAUGUCGCGAAGCAGAAAGAAUGCAAAUGGCUUUUGAAAUAGAACAUAACCGUAAAAUGUUGGAGGCGCAAUAUUUACAAGCAGGCAAGGCUCCAUCAAUAACCAGUCAACACAGAAACUAUAUUUCGACAACAACUCAACGGCCAUCAUCACAAGUAUUAGAUCAGUGGUUAGCAGACCACUACUCCGGAAGACAGACCAGUGAUUCACAACAACCAACUACUAUGAUUCCACAAACUACCACUUGUCUGCCCAUGUUCCCUCUGGAGACAAAGACUACAUUUUCAAAGUACGAUCCACAACAUGUGAAUACCUCAACUCAAGAAAAGCGACAAUUUAACAACAGUCUCAACUACAACAUGACUCAAGGUUUCAUCAAUCCGUAUGUGACUACUGAGCCCCAAUCCAUGCCUGGCUCAUCCACUGUCACCACUCAGCCAGAACUUCAGCUCAACGAUGAUUGUCUCAUUCACGACUUAUAUCGCAAUCCAAGUUUCCUACCAACCUCAGUACCACAAACAGUUGAUUCUCUUCAUCAGGUUAUAUCCAACAUCACAUCUCCAUUAUCGACGGCACCACAACCAAUACAAACAUAUGCUCCAAACCAUACUUAUAAUUAUCCUGAAUACAAUACUCUUGAAAGGGUUAAAGCCCAGCUCAGUGCAUUACAAUACUCAAGCACAAGCCGCAUUCAAGCAACGCCUUUUUGUGAAACCAACUUAUCGUCUUCUGUCACAAGGGAUGAUGAGGAAGAUCCAGUAGAUAUGUAUAUUGACUGGGGUAAAUAUGAAGAAGUGGAUAUUGAUGAACUUGAUCCAGUUGAAGCACUCUUGGCUUUAGGUUUUUCAGUAAGUCCUUAACCUUAAUAUUUAAAACUCUCAGUACGUUUCUCCCCAAAACGUUAAAAACAAAAAAUAAAACUCUCAGUACUGUUGUAAUUUAUACGUUGAUCAUAAUAAGCCUGUAUUAUAGAGUCAGAGAACUUGAUUUACCUUUAUCGGUUUAGUGUUCAUAGUAAAUACAAAUCUAAGCUUGAACUGUAACACGUAUUAUGUGUCUGCCUUCAUCAACACUACCGUCAUCAACCAAAUGUUUUUCUCUGUCUUCCCUUGGAAAAUUUUCAUGUAUCUCAUAAUAUUAAGUGGCGUAUCUCUUGUCGGACCGCGAAAGUACUUAUUAAAAAUCACAAAAAAAAAGCGUAUAAACGACAAUGUAAAAAACAUUUUUAGAAAAUUGUCAAGGAAAUAGAUGAAUUCACACAAUUGAGAUUUGAUUUCUUUUCUUAACUAAUAAAAACUCUCGUAAUGUGUAAUGUAUAACAGUUAUGCGAUUUUUGAAUUCCAAAAUAUACUUAUAUGAGACUGUUUUGCAACAUUUGAAACAGAAUCUACGAACUCUAAUCUAGGAUAUACUCUCGACACUUACGCUAAGAUGAAGACUAAGACUUUUUCUAGAAGUUUCUAUUUGCGUUAAGGCAUAUGAUAUAAUGAAUAGGUUAGGCAUAUAUCUAAAAAAUUUAUCAACAAGAUAAAUUUAAAUUACAAAGAAAACAGAAUAUUCGAAAAAUAAUCUUUAUUUUUGUGCGAGUUGACGGCAACGAAAAUAUACUGAUAAUUAUCUGGAAGUAUUCCAAAAUUAUCUUGAAACAGUCUAAAACGCUUACAAUUUUAUAAUAUCUUAGACACAAUCUCUUAGAAUUAUCUAAGAUAUUAUACAAAAAUCCUAGUAAAAAUUUGCUUCAAAAGACAUCUUUUGUGGGCUAAAACCCAUAUU
Molecule: messenger RNA, 5090 nt
Organism: Brassica rapa (field mustard)
Lineage: Eukaryota; Viridiplantae; Streptophyta; Magnoliopsida; Brassicales; Brassicaceae
Molecular function (GO): DNA-binding transcription factor activity; DNA binding
Source: RefSeq, a predicted model, not a curated record